CAGCUAUUCACAAAUACCCCCAAGCAUCAUAAUUUAAGUAUAUACCAGAGUAGGAUCAAAGAUGGCAUUAACUCCAGCAACCUCACUUGCUUUUUUCUGCUCAAUGGUUCUUUUACUGUUUGUUACUGUUGAUGCUGGUGGAAUUGCUAUUUAUUGGGGUCAGAACGGAUACGAGGGUACCUUGGCCGAGACUUGUGCCACUGGUAGCUAUGACUUUGUCAACAUAGCUUUUCUUCCGACGUUUGGCAAUGGGCAGACACCGAUGAUUAACCUUGCCGGUCAUUGUGAUCCCUACAGUAAUGGCUGCACUGGUUUGAGUUCCGACAUUAAAUCGUGUCAGGCGAAAGGAAUUAAGGUAAUGCUUUCAAUCGGGGGAGGUGCUGGGAGCUACUACCUUACCUCGGCUGAAGAUGCUAGGGAGGUGGCUACUUAUCUUUGGAACAACUUUUUAGGGGGAACGUCAUCUUCUCGACCAUUAGGGGAUGCGGUUUUGGAUGGAAUCGACUUUGAUAUUGAAGGAGGAACGAUCCAACAUUGGGAUGACCUUGCAAAGUACCUCUCAGGAUACAGCAAACGUGGUAAAAAAGUGUACUUAACCGCAGCACCUCAAUGCCCCUUCCCUGAUGCUUGGGUCGGGAGUGCCCUGAAAACUGGUCUAUUUGACUACGUUUGGGUUCAAUUCUAUAACAAUCCACCAUGCCAAUACACAUCUGGAAGUUCUGGAAAUCUAGUAGAUGCAUGGAAGCAAUGGACUACAGACAUUCCUGCAACUAAAAUUUUCUUGGGACUCCCAGCAGCCCCGGCUGCAGCCGGAAGCGGCUUCAUUCCAGUAGCUGAUCUUACCUCAAAAGUGCUCCCUGCUAUCAAAGGUUCCAUCAAGUACGGAGGUGUUAUGCUAUGGUCGAAGUACUAUGAUGACCAAACUGGAUACAGCUCUUCUAUCAAAAGCCAUGUUUGAUUGCUAUUUAUUAAUCUUGUAACCGUGCUAUGAGCUUUAUGCUAUAAUGAUAUUUUUAAUGUUCUAUGUCAACAGAA
Molecule: messenger RNA, 1035 nt
Organism: Gossypium raimondii (Peruvian cotton)
Lineage: Eukaryota; Viridiplantae; Streptophyta; Magnoliopsida; Malvales; Malvaceae
Product: acidic endochitinase
Exons: 1
Coding region: 62-958 (298 amino acids)
Biological process (GO): carbohydrate metabolic process
Cellular component (GO): extracellular region
Molecular function (GO): chitinase activity
Source: RefSeq, a predicted model, not a curated record